Cutaneotrichosporon oleaginosum is the source of this 2039-nucleotide messenger RNA. RefSeq lists its product as uncharacterized. Gene Ontology annotation, molecular function: ATP binding; arginine-tRNA ligase activity. NCBI's taxonomy places the organism in Eukaryota, Fungi, Basidiomycota, Tremellomycetes, Trichosporonales, Trichosporonaceae. The record is from RefSeq and is a predicted model, not a curated record. Gene Ontology annotation, biological process: mitochondrial translation; arginyl-tRNA aminoacylation. Gene Ontology annotation, cellular component: cytoplasm; mitochondrion.
CGACUGCUCUUUCCACUCGUCUCACGACCCCUCUCGCCGCCAUUCAGCUCCUCGGCCGACUCUUGCGUCCCGCGCUAACACUCAUCUCGCGCCCGACUCCCCUCCCUUCCCCCUCCCCAUUCCGCACGUUCUCCUCCACCAUGUCCACCAACUCUGAAAAGUACGCGCUCGGCCCCGUGCCAGCCAUCCCCGGCACCGACUAUGCUCGUGUGCCAGUUGACCAGUUCCGCGCCGCCGUAGCAAAGCUUGUUGCCGACGCCUGGGACGAGACCCCAGAGAAGAUCUUUGCCGGCGUCGACCUCGGCAAGAAGGGUGCCGACUUUGCUGUAGCAACCCCGCGUUUCAAGAAGGGAAAGCCGGACGAGUGGGUCCAGAAGGUCAUUGAUGCUUUCAAGCCCGACAACUACCUGUCCGAGGUCAAGGCCCAGGGCCCCUUCCUCAUGUUCACCGCAAACCGCGCUUCCUUCGCAUACCACAUUCUGAACACUAUCGCUAAGAUGUCGAACGCGGCGGAGGCCAAGCCCGACUGUCCAACGCUUGCGUACGGCACAAACGAGGAUGGCAAGGGGAAGCACAUGGUGAUCGACUUCUCGUCGCCCAACAUCGCCAAGCCCUUCCACGCCGGGCACCUCCGCUCCACCAUUAUCGGCGCCGUCAUCGCCAACCUCCACGAUGCCGCCGGGUGGAAGGUCACCCGUCUCAACUACCUUGGUGACUGGGGAACUCAGUACGGUCUGCUGUCGCUCGGCUUUGACCGCUACGGUGACGAGGAGGAAUUGAAGAAGGACCCCAUCAAGCACCUCUUCCAGGUGUAUGUCAAGAUCAACCAGGACAACGCGGCCGAAAAGGAGAAGUUCAACAAGGGCGAGAUCACGGACGCGAGCACGACGACGCACGCCCAGGCCCAGCGCAUCUUCAAGUCGAUGGAGGACGGAGACGAGACCGCUCUCAAGCAGUGGCGCCGGUUCCGUGACCUGUCCAUUGGCAAGCUUGAGCAGACCUACGACACACUUAACGUUCACUUUGACGUGUACUGGGGCGAGUCGCAGGUGUCGGACGAGAGCAUCCUCCGUGCUAUCCGCGUGUGCCAGGAGAAGGGGUUGACCGUCACUGAGGAGAACGGCGCUCUCCUUGUCGACCUGAAGAAGUACAAGCUGGACCGUGCAAUUAUCCGCAAGGCUGACGGCACCUCGAUCUACCUCACUCGUGACAUUGGCGGUGCGUACGACAAGUACCAGAAGUACAAGUUCGACAAGCACAUCUAUGUCACGGCGCACCAGCAGGCUCUGCACUUCAAGCAGCUGUUCAAGACCGUCGAGCUCAUGGGCGAGGAGUACGCGGGCAAGCUUGAGCACGUCACCUUCGGCAUGGUGCACGGCAUGUCGACCCGUAAGGGCAACGUCGUGUUCUUGGACGACAUUCUUCUCGACGCCAAGGACGCAAUGCACGAGGCCAUGAAGUCGAACGAGGCCAAGUACGCGCAGGUGGAGGACCCCGAGGAGACGUCGGCGAUCAUCGGCGCCACCGCUGUCAAGAUCCAGGACAUGACAGGCAAGCGUCUGAACGACUACACUUUCGACAUUAAGCGCUGCACAUCCUUCGAGGGUGACUUUGGGCCAUUCAUCCAGUACUCGCACGUCCGCCUGUGCUCGGUUCAGCGCAAGAACCCCAAUGUGCACGUUGCUGAGACUGCUGACGAGGUUGACGUCUCGAUUCUCUCGCAGCCCAAGAUCCACGAGAUCCUCUACCACCUCGCGCUGUACCCCGAAGUGGUCAAGACUGCGCUCAAGUUCUCUGAGCCGUCCACUAUUGUUACGUGGUGCUUCAAGCUGUCGCACCUGGUCGGCUCGGCCUGGGAGACGAUCAAGGUCUCGGGCGCGUCGGAGGAGGAGGCAAAGGCCCGCCUGUUCCUGUUCAUCCAGAUCCGCCACGUUCUCGCAUCCGCCAUGCGCCUGCUAUCUCUCACUCCCAUCGAGCGUAUGUAAUGCACGUAUCUCUUAGACCUAGCCAGGCUGUAUGCAUUGUCCUGGAGCUACACA